This is a messenger RNA of Caenorhabditis elegans, 1394 nucleotides long. RefSeq lists its product as uncharacterized. The transcript has 4 exons. Bases 85 to 576 code for a protein of 163 amino acids. Lineage: Eukaryota; Metazoa; Nematoda; Chromadorea; Rhabditida; Rhabditidae. The record is from RefSeq and is marked reviewed.
AUAUGUGUAUGUUUGCUUUCUGGACACUACAACUUCCAAGCUUUGUCGACAGAAAAGUUGUGUUAUACUGCUUUAUCGAUAAGUAUGCACUUUCUCUUUAAAUUAUUCGUUUUGAUUUUAAAUCUAACUCUGAUCUCAAAUGUUAAAUCUCAAUCAUACAAUGACGUCAUUUGCCGCCGACCGUGGUAUUUUAACUCACCACGACCUGCUCCAAUGAGGUGUCCAACUGCUUCUUUCUUCACAUAUUAUGAAUGUUGUGGAGAGUUCUUGGAAAACUGUUGUUGGAGAUUUAGACAAGAACCCAUAAUAAUCGGAGUAAUUCUUCUUGUUCUUCUCUUACUUGUAUGUUGCUGUUGUUGUGUUUCUUGGAUAUUCGUUGGAAGAAAAAAGAAAUCUUCAAAUAUUGAACCAGAAAAGAAGCCAACAAAGAAAGACUCACAAAUUCAAACAAUUAGCAGUUCAACAAUAGAUUCUGGAACUCAAUGGGAACUCCGAAGAAGCUACGAGGAAACUGAUAAAAGAAGGUCUUAUGCAGCUGCUAGAGAUCAAGAACUGGAUUAUCAAUAUUUUCAAUAAUUAUAUAUUCUGCUCAAUUGGAUUUUUUUUUGAAAAAUUAAAACGUUCCGAUUUUCAUUUUCCUUGAAAGUGCCAUAUUUCCUCAAGGAUUUUACAAAUUUCAAAUUCCAUUUGUAGACUUAAACGCAAGUGAUGCAAAAAUAGAUGUAUGUAGAAUAAUUUUCUCUGCGGUAAACUAAAUAUUUCAAAAUCAAAGAGCGACUUGGUAGGUAAACUAAAUAUUUUAGUUUACCUACCAAGUCGCUCUUUGAUUUUUCAGUCUCCAAAACGAAUAGCUCCUUGUUUUUCUAAACAAUUUUCUUUCCCAGGUACCUCGUUGCAAUUUUCUCAAAUUGCUUUCCUGCUUCAUUUUUCACAUUUCUUUUCACAAUUUUACAACUAUUUUCUCCCCUUCAACACCUUUCACAGAAGCUAUUGUCAACAUCAGUUUGCUCAUUUCUAUCCAUCCACCUCUCUCUUUUUCUGUUGGUUCGUAUAUAUUUGUAAUUCAAUUCAAGAAACGUGUGCUCUUUCUCUUUCCAAUUGCCCAUAAAAAUGGGACUGGGAGGUUGGAUCUUUUGGAAUUAGGCACUAGGAGAAAAACAUGUUUAUUUCAACCAAUUCAUUUGAUUGAACCACUUUUCUUUUACCCCGUUCAGAGUUUUUUUUAUAAUAUAUUGUGAGAGUUAUAUAAUUACGACUCAAAUUUUGAAAUUUGAAUUGCGCGUAUAAUUUUUAUUAUUGAAACCAAGCUUCAAAACUUUAGUGCUCACCUUUCAGCUAUGAAUGUGUUGUAUUUUAUGAAAAUUUAUAUAAAAGUAUACGUCGCUCAAAACCCU